AUAAAGGUCGUCUUUGACGUGUGAUGCUACCACUGAUCUCCCGGUCUCUCUCGAUUAAACAAUAUGAAGCUUAUCGUUCUUGCCUGCCUUGCCGCCGUGGCUGUUGCCACUCCUCAGUUCGAGGACCGAGUGGUCGCCCUCCUUCGUGAUGACCGCGUAGCCAACGAAGACGGCACCUUUUCCUAUGCCGUGGAAGCCGACAACGGCAUCAACACAGCCGUUGAAGGAGUCGUCGGAUCAGCUGGUCAGAUCAACCAGGCGGGAUCUUACACCUAUACCCUUGCGGAUGGCACCCAGGCUGUGGUCACCUUCAUCGCCAACGAGAACGGCUUCCAGCCCCAGUCCGACAUCCUGCCCACUCCCCACCCUCUUCCUGCCCACGUCUUUGAACUGUUGGAAAUCGCCGAGCGUCAGCGUGCCGCGGGCAUCGUAUUCAACUAAGAGAAUGGAAAAGUAAAUUAAAUGUAUGGGUGGGGAACGAAGCCGACGUAAUAAACUUUACGAUACCUUA
Penaeus chinensis is the source of this 511-nucleotide messenger RNA. Its product is annotated as cuticle protein AMP1A-like. Gene Ontology annotation, molecular function: structural constituent of chitin-based larval cuticle. The transcript has 3 exons. The record is from RefSeq and is a predicted model, not a curated record. Bases 64 to 441 code for a protein of 125 amino acids. Gene Ontology annotation, cellular component: chitin-based extracellular matrix. Lineage: Eukaryota; Metazoa; Arthropoda; Malacostraca; Decapoda; Penaeidae.